Ceratitis capitata (Mediterranean fruit fly) is the source of this 663-nucleotide messenger RNA. RefSeq names its product cell death protein Grim (gene grim). Lineage: Eukaryota; Metazoa; Arthropoda; Insecta; Diptera; Tephritidae. Bases 1 to 663 code for a protein of 220 amino acids. The transcript has a single exon. The record is from RefSeq and is a predicted model, not a curated record.
AUGGCAAUCGCCUACUUCAUACCCGAUCAAGUCAAACUGCUGGCGGCGAGCAGCGCCAACAGCGGCAGUCAUACUCAUCCGAAUAACAGCGGCGGCGGCGGCGGAGGCGUCCAUGUAAACACGAAUAGCUCAACACCGCCACAAACCCCACCGCCGACACACCACACCGCCGGCAAUCCUAGCAAUAACAAUUUUCGCGCCAACAUCACCAUACCGUUGAGUGCCUACAGCAGCAACAACAACAACAACAGCAGUGCAGCACAAGCGGACGCCGGUUGUUGGGAUUUAUUAACACAAAUAUUUUGUCAUGCGCUACGCUUUUGUCAUCAAUCCGAACGCUCGCCGACGACAACAGUUAUACAAAUAUCCUUGGAGAUUAGCCAAAGUGAGGCAAGUGCUGGUGGCGACACUUUCGUGCAAGUAGGCGCAGCAGCGGUGCCGGUGACGCCGCAACAGUGUCAUUGUCAACAUCAGCAACAGCAGCCAACAGCAAUUGUACAACCUUCAAAUGCUACAACACAAAGAGCGCAACAUAUGUCUGCAGCGAAUGUUCCACAGUCGUCGACUGUUAGCAGCGAGACAGCGGCGGCGGCGGUGAUUGUAGGCAGUGGCACACUUGAGCCAGCCACGCACAAGCCGAAGCCGAAGGCGAAAAAGAAGUAA